AUGCUCAGAGUGGACCUGCGAGCCCUCACCCAGCCCGUGGGCGUCAUGCGACUGAUGGAGACCGUCGUGACUUUAAUGUGCGUGGUCCUGGUGGCGACGGUGGGACACGUCGCAUCCUCCUACUGGGCAUGGUGCAUGUUCACCUGGUGCUUCUGCUUCUUCUUCACGCUCCUCAUUCUCGUCCUGGAGUUCACCACCGUCAGCGACAAGCUGCCGUUCGCCUGGGAGGACUUUACCACCGCCUUCGCCAUGCUGGCGAGCCUGAUGUGCCUGUCUGCCUCCAUCAUCUACCCCAGCUUCUUCACCUGCGCCACCUGCUCCCGGCAGAUCGGCGCCUCCGUGGUUUCCUGGGUGUGUUUCGGCCUCUACGUCGGAGAGGUGGUCUUCACGCGCCUUCGUCCCAGAGGGGAAAUCAUCGGCUUCCUCUCCACGCUGCCGGGCAUACUGAAGAUGCUGGAGACCUUCCUGGCAUGCCUCAUAUUCAUAUCCCUGGAGACUGGCCAGUACUCGGGAUCUCCAGAGACGCAGUGGUGCGUGGCCGUGUACUCCUUGUGUUUCAUCUUUGCCAUCAUCAUAAUCCUGGUGACGCUCGGACAGCUGACCUCCGGCCUUCCGUUCCCCUUCGAGAGGGUCGUCAUCGUCUAUAACAUUCUAUCCGCAGUGAUGUAUGCCACAGCCAUGGUGAUUUGGCCGCUGUACAGUUUUCAGAAGAGAAUACCUGCUGGGUGUGUCGAUAUUUGCCACGACAAACUGGUGAUGGUCACUGUCAUGACCGUGUUCAACUUUCUCGUGUACGCCGUGGACUCCGGCUACUCGAUUUAUCUCGUGUUCUUCAAGCACACCUUUUGA
Molecule: messenger RNA, 849 nt
Organism: Salarias fasciatus (jewelled blenny)
Lineage: Eukaryota; Metazoa; Chordata; Actinopteri; Blenniiformes; Blenniidae
Product: myeloid-associated differentiation marker-like
Exons: 1
Coding region: 1-849 (282 amino acids)
Cellular component (GO): membrane
Source: RefSeq, a predicted model, not a curated record